Messenger RNA from Notothenia coriiceps (black rockcod), 6180 nucleotides. RefSeq names its product receptor-type tyrosine-protein phosphatase eta-like. Gene Ontology annotation, cellular component: signaling receptor complex. Gene Ontology annotation, molecular function: protein tyrosine phosphatase activity; protein binding. The record is from RefSeq and is a predicted model, not a curated record. Gene Ontology annotation, biological process: peptidyl-tyrosine dephosphorylation involved in inactivation of protein kinase activity. The annotation marks the transcript as partial. NCBI's taxonomy places the organism in Eukaryota, Metazoa, Chordata, Actinopteri, Perciformes, Nototheniidae. The transcript is spliced from 26 exons.
GAACCUGGUAACAUUUGGGGACCUACUUACACAAGAAACACCUCCUCCAUCUCUCUGAACUGGACCCAACCUCCUGGUGAGGUGCUCCUGUACAGGGUGGAGUGGGAUCAUGGUGGAGCAAAGACGAUCAGAGACACCAACAACCUCUUUGCUGUGCUAUCAGACCUGAUCCCUGGCACUAGCUACAACAUCUUAAUUAUUGCUGUUGCUGGAGACAAUAAGACAACAGGAGAUCCUCACCAGCUCACCAUAGUCACAAAGCCUGAAGUAGUCAGGAAUCUCUCUGUCACUGAUAUCACAACAUCCUCUAUAUCUGUGAUGUGGAAUGAACCAGAGGGGAACAGCUCUUCCUAUAGAGUAGAGUGGAGUGAUGGAAAUGUCACUAAAAGUGAAAACGUGACUGAAACACAAAUAACCAUUUCUAACCUGACUGCUGGUGUCCAGUAUGAUAUAAAUGUCACUGCAGUGGCAGGUGAUGGCAGUACUGAAGGACAGAGUACCACUGUUUCUCAUUACACCAAACCUGCUGGUGUCAAAAAUCUCUCCAUCAUUGCAGUCACAAAUUCAUCUGUGUCUCUGAUCUGGAAACAACCCAAGGGCAAUGUGUCCUCAUACUCAGUUCAGUGGAAUGCAAUAGGAGAAACCGUAACCCUUAAUAAUACCACUAUUGAAACCAACUUUACUAUCAACAAUUUAACCCCUGGAGUCCAAUACAACAUUCUAGUGGCUGCUGUUGCUGGAAAAUCCUCAAAUAAAGGAGUCGGAACCUCAAUAAGUACCUUCACAAGGCCUGAAAAGCCUGAGAACAUCAAGAUUACUGCACGAGGAACCAGUGACCUGACCAUCGAGUGGACUUUACCUUCAGGGAUUGCUGAUCACUAUGUGGUGAACAUCUCAAAUCAAAAUGAUUCUAAUAGCACCACAACAGCGGGCAAAGAAGCAAACUUUACUGAUUUAUUCCCUGGGAGACUGUAUGAUAUCAAAGUGACCGCUGUAGCUGGAAACUUCAGCGAGACGUCUGAGCAGUCUUCAUUUGCCACUAAGCCCACACCUCCUGGAUCCAUCAUCAUCAGUCAGAGGACAAACUCGCUCUUUUUGAGGUGGGAUACUCCUGUUUUGAUGGAUGGAGCUCCACACAUCAGCUAUAACAUAUCCUAUCAGCAUGAUGGUGGAGAGGCACUGAAUAAAAUCUCCUCAAACACCCACACCGUGCUGACCUCACUUCUCUCUGGAAAGUCCUACAAUAUAACUGUACAAACAGUUGGACCCCAGAGUUUAAAGAGCACGGCUGUCCAAAAUACUUCUUUCACCUUGCCCAACCCUGUGUUGAACCUUGAAGCGAGCCCUAAAUCCACCACCUCAGUAAAAGUGUCAUGGUCACAACCACAGGAAGCCUGGUCGUAUUAUGAAUACUUGGUUCAAGCCUACAAGACUACAGGAGAACUGGUGUUCAACAUAACAGUCAGCAAUAACAGUGCAGAUGUAACAUCUCUGGAGCCAGGGAAUAGAUACAAUAUCAAUGUCACGACUAUAGCAGCAGCAGGGAGUGAAUCCACGGCAGAACAGACAUUCAGUUACACCAUGCCGAAAGCAGUGUUGAAUCUCACAGUGGAGUAUGUGAACACAACGGCCAUCCGGCUGACAUGGCGUGGACAAAGCGAUCACAAGCCUACCUACUCCUACCUGGUGAUAGCGCUGCAGAACACCAGGAUGGUGCAGAAUUCUUCAAUCUACAAUGAGUCGUUCACAUUCUGCAAUCUGAACCCUGGAGAAUUGUACAGUUUUGAUGUCUUUACGGUGGUAGAAGGGGUCAAGUCCAGAGUGGAAAGCAUAUCAAGUUACACAAGGCCUGAAACAGUUUCUGGCAUCAUAGCGUUAGGAAAUACAACAACAAUGUCAGUGAGUUGGACACUAGCAUUUGGACAGGUGGACUCCUACACCGUCCAGCUGCAAAAAGACUGGGAGCUGGAGAGAAACAAAACAGAUCUGAGCAACAACACUGGGGAAGUAAUGUUUCAGGAUUUGACACCAGGAGUGCUUUACUGUGUGAUUGUGGUCACCAAAAGUGGACCUUUUCAAAGCAACUUGUCUUAUUGCAACGCAACUUUUCCCAACCCUCCAGGCCCCAUCACGGUGGUCAAUCAAACUGAGACGUCCAUCAAAUUCACCUGGCCCCCUCCAGAGAAGAUGGACUAUAAUCAGUUCACCUUCAGUGUUUCCAACUUUUUGCACUCCUCUCUCGUUACACACAACUGGUUUCUGCUGGACAGGCUCCAGUCUGGAAGCCCCUACAGUAUUACUGUUGUUACUGUGGGUGUGUUAAACUAUACGAGCACUGCAGUGACAACGGAAAACUAUACCAGACCAUAUUCUGUCGCCAACCUGAGAGAGACAGAAAUCACCACAGAGUCAGUGACCCUGGAGUGGAAACAGCCAGCAGACAAAAACUACUCAUAUGUGGUUCAGACCAGCAAUGGCUCCUUCUAUCCCCCUGCAGUCACACACAAACACAACAAAACAAUCCAUGGACUUCUCUCUGGGAGCAACUACAGCUUCACUGUAACCACACAGACAGCAGAUGGCACUGAGGCAGCUCCUAUGGCAGUGUCCUACUUUACACGUCCCUACAGAAUUGGGCAGUUGGAAGCUGACACCUUAAACUCAACUGCUGUACGUCUGGUUUGGACUAAGCCACCAGAGUAUAAGUCUGAAUACAGGUAUCGGGUCGAGUAUGCAGGAUUUGUAUAUAAAUCCAAAAACAAAUCCUCCGAACAAAAUGACAUAGAGAUCUCGGGGCUCAUUGCCGGGACCAACUACACCUUCUGUGUUUUUGUCAUGGCAGCAAAUGGCAUAGAAGGGGAAGACAGAUGCAUUUCCAAGUGCACAAAUGCAAGCCCGGUGAAAGAUUUGAAGUGUGAAGGUCCGAACACAAAAAAGGCAGAACUCAUCCUGAAGUGGGACAAACCCAAUGGCCAAUACUCUGGCUUCAAAGUCACGUAUAAUGGCAAUAUCACCUCGACUAAAAACUGUUGUGAACAUACUGUGACCAACCUUCUUCAUUAUACUAAAUACAAUCUGACAAUGGAGACUCAGAGCUGUGGACUACCCAGCACUCCUCGGAAUACUCAAUGCUGGACAGGCAUCACAAAUCCAUCUAUUCCAGCUAACUUCAAGUUGCUGGUGAAUGUGGGUUCCACGUUAUUCAGCACGUUCACCCUUCAGAUUGACCAAAGCCUGCUGGACAACACCAAUGGGCCAAUCACACAUGUUGGGGUGCUGGUGACAAAUGACCUCAAAAGUAGUGACACAGCUAAUUGGACCCAGGGCUUGAGAAAGACUUAUAGUGAGUGGAAAGCAAAGCCUACAUCUGUGUACCUGGCAACGGUCACAGAAAUCCACUCCCAAAAACGCAGUGGAGAAAGCCAUUUCAACAUAGCGGUGGGAGAUGAAUCCAAAUGGAAUGGCUACACUAAUGGUGCUUUGGAUGCCAAUGGAAAAUACCAAUAUGCCAUUGUGUUGUUCACCCAUCUGGUCAUGGAAAACGACCUUGUCCUAAACGGUGCAUCACUGAUGACAAUAGCCCAUCCCUAUCCUGUUGUUAUACUUCCACAGAACCCAGCAAUCAUUGGCAUUGCUGUCGGAGUAACAUUGGGAAUCUUUUGCGUUCUCUUCAUCAUCCUAAUCGGCUUCAUAGUCUAUUGGAAAAGGGUUUCCAACAAAGAAGCAUCAGACAUCCAGAUAUUUUCCAUGAGAGCCAAAGUCAGUUUGGCUGUGAGGGUGGAGGACUUUGAGGCCUACUACAAGAAGCAGAAGGCCGACUCCAACUGUGGCUUUGCUGAAGAAUUUGAGGACCUGAAGAUGGUUGGUACAGUUCAGUUGAAAACUAACGCUGAGAGAUUGGAGAACAAGCCCAAGAACCGCUACGCUAACGUGCUUCCCUAUGACUCCUCUAGGGUGAAACUCUCUAUCAUCCAUGGGAGUCCAUAUGAUGACUACAUCAAUGCUAACUACAUGCCGGGUUACAACUCUAGGAAGGAGUUUAUCGCAGCUCAGGGUCCUUUGCCCGGCACAGUCAACGAUUUCUGGAGGAUGAUCUGGGAGAAGAACGUACGGAGUCUGGUCAUGCUGACACGCUGUAAUGAACAGGGACGAGUAAAAUGCGAGCAGUAUUGGGCUCAGGGCACCAAGCACUUUGAAAACAUCACUGUGACAACAACCUCUGAAAUAGCGCUUGAAGACUGGACCAUCAGGGACUUUGACGUUAAAAAUGUAAAAACAGCAGAGACCCGUUCAGUGCGUCACUUCCACUUCACAGCCUGGCCAGAUCAUGGCGUACCGCAAACCACUGAGCUCCUCAUCAGCUUCAGACACUUGGUCAGAGAACACAUGGACCAAUUUUCCAGGCACUCUCCCACUGUGGUCCACUGCAGUGCUGGUGUCGGAAGAACUGGCACCUUCAUAGCCAUCGACCAUUUGAUGUUCCAGAUUGAAAGGGAAAAUAUUGUGGAUGUUUUCGGCAUCGUCUAUGAUCUCCGCAUGCACCGACCCCUUAUGGUGCAGACAGAGGACCAGUAUGUGUUCUUAAACCAGUGUGCCAUCGACAUCAUCAGAUCAAGAACUGGAACCAAUGUGGAUCUAAUCUACCAAAACGCUGCUGCACUCUCUAUUUAUGAGAAUGUAGAACCAAAAAAAGAUUUCUCCAAAAGCGAGUACAGCAAUGCAUAAACCCGAGAAAACCACUCAGGUCCUCCUAUAUUCUCUCAAGCUUUAAAAAAUCUGUAGGCUUUUGCAAAGAGAACAUUUUUAACAAAUUGGGGUGCAUUUCUAUUUUUAUUCUUGCCAGGCUUUUGAUAAGUAUCUUGUAUCUUUUUAGAUUCAACCCUCUAUUUUGUGGUAUUUAUUUGUUGCAAAUGUUGAAUGAUUGAUAAUAGAGGGAGCUGCAUAUGGAGAUACAAUAGGGGACAUCAUCACUGACCAAAAGGAAAUUGGAUUAUAUGUCAAUUGGAUUGUCUCUGAUAAAGGCAGAUUUUUGUAUUGCUCAGUCUUUCUUUACAUUUCUGCUUGUUUACUACUGUAUAUGACUAACUGAUUAUACAAUUUUCUUCUCAGGUAAUAUAUUGUAUAUAGGUAUUAUUACAGUUUUUGCCAGGAACGCUUGUAUUAUCGGAACUUUGUAUUGCCUUGUACGAAGAAUUGCUGGUUCGAAUAAUAUGUGCCUUUUCAAAGCCUGUAUGCUUUGGUGCCAGUAGGUGGCACUCCAUUGUAUUGUGUUAAACUGAAAGAGACAAACAGGGACUGAUAAGAUAUUACUUAGUUAAAGGAACCUUUAGGUUAAGACAAACAAUAUAUCAUAUUUGAUAGAAGUAUCAGGUUAUCCAGCAAAUAAUUGUAGCUUGCCUUAUUCCAAUUCAAACUGUGCAAUGCCUUUUAAUGAAGGAAUGUUGUAUGUUCAAUGUAAAGACUUUUCUUUGUCUAUGCACUGUAGUUAGUAAUGCACUGGAUGCAUUAGUCUUUUGUACACUGUCGAAUUUACUAAUUAUAAAGAUGUAUUUAUCCGUUAUCAGUCUCAUAGAUAACAUUUUGGCCAGUUGUUUGUGAAACAUUCAUUCGCCCCACAUUUGAUUGUUGCAAUUUGACUUUGAUUUUUGUUUUCUUCAUCUGAUCAGAAUAGGUUUGCAUUAAAAAAGCGCUCAGGAGAAUUUUGCUGGGGUGGUAUGGUGUGAGAAAAUCCAUACUGCCACAGUUUGUAGUUUAAAGAAUUUAGAAGUCAUCGUACUGAUUUUGUUUUGUUAAUGACAUUCUUCUCUGUACAUUCCUCAAAGAAACAACCAUGUUAUGUCACUUCCUGCUGUAUAUCCGGCCUGUCUAUGGCCAUUUCCUGUGAUUUAAAAAUCACCAUAGGAGUUUUGUUUUUACUUUUUAGCUUUUCAAGGGCAGCAUUUGCUAUUAGGCAGGUACAUUGGUGUGUGGGGUCAGCUUUAUGAUAUAUUUUUUUAAUUAAAUGUUUCAUUUGUAUUGUAUUAUAAUGUACUUAAUGUUUAAAAGCACUUAAUGAAAAAAGAAUAGCAAAUAGUUUCAUAAUUGUAGCAAUGUUUUUGGAAUGCUUUAUAAAAUGCUUGCUGGUACAAUGCAAAUACAUGUAAAAAAAGCAAUGAUUUAAUAUUUGUAAACAUGUCAAUA